Molecule: messenger RNA, 936 nt
Organism: Kazachstania africana CBS 2517
Lineage: Eukaryota; Fungi; Ascomycota; Saccharomycetes; Saccharomycetales; Saccharomycetaceae
Gene: RCI37
Product: Rci37p
Exons: 1
Coding region: 1-936 (311 amino acids)
Source: RefSeq, a predicted model, not a curated record
AUGGUAGUGGAUACAAGUGAUGCAAAGGAAGUGGAGUUACCAGAACCAUUUAAUAAGCCGUGGUUUCGAAAGGCUUACCGGGCAGCAGUUGAGUUUCACGAAAAGGAUGAAGUAUUGAAUAAGGAAGACAGAUUGGUUCUGUCAAACGCAUACCGAAAUAUUGCACGAUCGCAGGCGUAUGGUGGAUGGUUAGGGUUUUCUGCAGUGUUUUGUAGCCCAUUUGCAUGGCAGUUCUAUAAGACUAAAUCAAUCAAGGGUGUCAAUGUUGGAAGAAGCUUUUUACUGGGAAUGUUUGCUCUCUUUGGAGCUACCCAUCUUUCUGGCAUGCGGGCCUAUAAAAAUCAAUUGAAGAAACUGGACCCCAAUGGAUCUUUAAGUCAUAAGAACACAUACGGGGAUGAUGACUUUUUUACUGAUCAGGCUAAGCCGCGUGCACAGAGACAGUAUGAAAUGAUGGCUCUACUGAAAAAUGGAGCUAGUACAAAAUGGGCAUCGUAUUUUUAUUUGACUUCCGAGCAUCCUGAAAGAAAAUUUCCAGAUCCUAGACUGAAAAUUCAGCAAUUAAAAGAAUUAAGAGGUGACAAUUUCCAAGUGUCCCCAUUUAUGCAUCAAAGAGAUCCAUUGGGUCUCUAUAAAGACCGUGUUUCAGGAAAAGGAAAGGAAGAGGAUAAGGAUCAAGUGCAAAACUAUUCAGGCAGCAAUCCUGGACCUUCGGAUUCUUGGAACAAAGUUAGACAAGAUAAUGGGACUGAAUCAUCGUGGGAUAAAGUUAGAAACCCUCCUGCUUGGUCUGGGGAACAACAAUCAGGAAAUGAGGGAAUUGAAGGCUUCGGUGAUUUGCCCACCCUUGCUGGUGACGAUCACGAUGGACUUCCCAUUGAAAGGCCAACACAAUCUGAAUUUGAGGAACUUCUUGGAAAUGAAAGAAGAUCUUAA